GCAAACACAGGGUACUAGCUGGCAAAAGCUGAUAACCAGAAAAGCAGGAUGUCGCGCAGAUUCUUGCUCCAGCUCCUGGGGUUCUGGCUGCUGCUGAGCCGACCCUGCAGAGCGCGGGUCUCUGAGAAAUGGCUGGACGAAGUCAUUAAGGUGUGUGGACGUCAAUACGCCCGUGCGGUGAUCGAAAUCUGCGGGGUGUCCACGGUGAGAAAAGUGGCUUGGAGCCAGCAGAAGCCAGUGGCAGAAAUUGUACCAUACUACCACAACAAAGAUGCAGAACCUUUAGAUACCGUGUUGGGAGUCACUCCAAAUUUGCCCCAGGAGCAGAAGGCAACAGAAGACAUCAGUCCCGCUUCACGGAGAAAGAGAAAUUCUGAUAAGCCACUGAGGGAACAAUGUUGCCACAUUGGUUGUUCCAGAAGAUCUAUUGCUAAAUUCUGCUGAGGUGAAGCUAAUCGUGUACAACUUACCCAGUGUUCAUGUGCCGGCUUGUUAUUUGACUGGUGCCUUUUUCUGUUUCUCUUGAUUAUUAGAGUAUGAGAAAUCAAUAUGAACAUUUGGAUUUGUCGU
Nannospalax galili (Upper Galilee mountains blind mole rat) is the source of this 570-nucleotide messenger RNA. Its product is annotated as prorelaxin 1-like. The transcript has 2 exons. The coding region runs from base 49 to 444 and encodes 131 amino acids. Gene Ontology annotation, molecular function: hormone activity. Gene Ontology annotation, cellular component: extracellular region. Lineage: Eukaryota; Metazoa; Chordata; Mammalia; Rodentia; Spalacidae. The record is from RefSeq and is a predicted model, not a curated record.